CGUGCAGUUUCAAAGUUUGAAUAAUUCGUAUAGGUUUUAGAAGUGUAAAUAAAAAAAUGUCUAAGAACAAACUGACAAACAGCCUUUCUAUACGAGAGACGGAGGCAAAGUGAUGAUUCUAGCGUUCUAAUAAUUAACCUUUGUGGUAUGCAUGGUAUGCAAAUGAGGAUGAAUACCAGAAUCUAAAUUAGUCUGAAUAAGGUCAAAGUCGGAAAUACCCGGACAGGUCCGUAACCGAGUUGAUGCUACGAACUUACUUCGGCCGACCAUGACGUCAUUCGGGAUACGAACAUUUCCUUAUAUGCAAAUAAGGCGGAGCUUAACCUCUAAACUAGUGUAAACAAACAAAGUCGGACAGAAAUAAAUAAUAAAACAAUAUAGAACGCUACGAAUCAACACUACAUGCCAAGUAUUAAAUAUCAAAUACUUGACAAUAAAAGUUAACUAUUUCUGCAGAAUAUGAAGCGAUUUCAGUCCGCUUGUACGAGAUUUUAGUCACCCGGUGCAUACGUACAAAAAUCCAAGAUGGUUGACAACUGUCAAAAUUUCAACUGACAUAAACUUUUAUCAAGUUUUACAAAGUCAACAAUGGACAUUACAUGAAAACAUCGAUUUAAUUUAAUACAGCAGAUUUGAACAAGAGAUUCUGUCGGAGCCUUCAGCCAGUGACCUGCCUCGUGUUGUCAUUGGUUCUAACACAUACCACCAGGUGUCAGCACAGUUGAAAAUGCUUCGAGCUCAGUCGGGUAUGUCAGCAGAGGAAAGACAGAGAAAACAACAGGAAGUAGCUGAACAGCUGAAGGCCCUGCGAGCCAGCACGGAAUCUAUGAGCAGUAGAAGACGUAUGCCUGAGGAGGAAGAGGAUGAAGAUGAUGAUGAUGAUUAUGGUGAUGAAGGGGACAAGUACAGUAUCGUUGGUCGCCAUGAACCACCAGCCAAGAAGCCAGCAGUCGAUUCCAGUUUCCCAAUAUUGCAACCACCACCUCCACCACCACCUGCAAUCACUUCCACUCCAUCCUUCAUGCCUCCACAGCUACGUCACAGGGCCCCACCUCCACCUCCAAGCAGACAUCCCACACAAGGCCCACCCAGAAUGAGACCUCCACCACCACAUGCCAGACCUCCAUUUGGAGGCCCAAUGGGGCCUGGGCCGGGCCCAAUGCCAGGUCCUCCACAUGGAUUUCACCCUGGGCCACCAAUGGGUCCGGGGCCAAUGUCAGGACCUGGGCCAGGACAUAUGAGAGGACCUCCACCAAUGGGUAUGAGGCCAGGAUUUGGUAUGCCUGGGCCGAGGCCAAUGGUUGGCCCCCCAGGACCCGGAAUGUAUGGAGUCAGUCAUGGAGAAUCUCACACAGAGGCAGAUCAUGUGAAAGAAGAAGAGGAAAAGGAAGAUGAUAAACCUAAAGUGAUAUACUCCUCUGCUCCUAUUAUAAAUGUACAGAAGAAGGAAAAGAAGAAGAAGAAAAAGAAGAAAAAUGAAGAAGGAGACAAAGUCACGUCUGCAAGCACCUCAGGUGCAACAUCCGAUGUACAGACUUCAGAGGAGAGUAAACCGGUUUAUACAGUUACCAUGCCAACAAAGCCUCUACCAGAACCGGAAGAUGAUUUACAUGUUGCUGAUAUGGACAUUGAUAAUCAAUUUAUGUCAAAUAAAAAAGAGAAAAAGGAAAAGAAGAAGAAGUUUAUACGCAUGGCUGCAGGAACCACAUGGGAGGAUCCAUCACUCGGCGAGUGGGACCCAGAUGAUUUUCGGUUAUUCUGUGGUGACCUGGGUAAUGAAGUGACAGAUGAAGUGUUAGCCAGAGCUUUCAGUAAAUAUUCCUCAUUCGUAAAGGCCAAAGUGGUACGAGACAAAAGGUCAAAUAAAACUAAAGGUUAUGGUUUUGUCAGCUUUAAAGAUCCAACAGAUUAUGUUCGAGCAAUGAGAGAAAUGAAUGGUAAAUAUGUUGGAAACAGACCAAUAAAACUUAGAAAAAGUAACUGGAAAGAACGAAACAUAGAUCUUGUGAAGAAGAAAGAAAAGGAGAAAAAGAGACUUGGGCUGAGAUGAUGCAUCUAGACUAGAUUAAAGAAAUUAUUGCAAUACAAGUUUUAAAUACAGUUAUGAAAAAUAGUAAAAGGUGCAUACAUAUACAGUACAAGAUGAAAAGGAACACUGUGGGAAAGAAGUGUCUAUGCUAGACUGAAACUGGAAAGUUAUCUUGACUGUUAGAAGCAUUAGAUAAUUGAAAGCAAUUCUUUUACUUAGUAUAUAAAACCCAGUUAAAGGGAUGAGUGAAUGGCCCAAAUGCUGUUCAAAAACAAAUUGUUGAAAAGGAAACUGACAAGCAUCUGUAGUUGUUCAGUCUAAAUAAAUUGUGAUUGAAAUGUU
Molecule: messenger RNA, 2371 nt
Organism: Mercenaria mercenaria
Lineage: Eukaryota; Metazoa; Mollusca; Bivalvia; Venerida; Veneridae
Product: RNA-binding protein 42-like
Exons: 7
Coding region: 728-2050 (440 amino acids)
Molecular function (GO): mRNA binding
Source: RefSeq, a predicted model, not a curated record